This is a messenger RNA of Tupaia belangeri chinensis (Chinese tree shrew), 2120 nucleotides long. It is a transcript of the gene LDB1, whose product is annotated as LIM domain binding 1. The transcript has 11 exons. Lineage: Eukaryota; Metazoa; Chordata; Mammalia; Scandentia; Tupaiidae. Bases 234 to 1361 code for a protein of 375 amino acids. The record is from RefSeq and is a predicted model, not a curated record.
CCGGCGGAGUGGGGCUCCCGGCCAGGCCUGCCUGUCCCACUCGGGACAUGAGCGGCUGAAGUUGGCCCCCCUCCGUCCACACCCCUGCCAGGGCCCCUGCGGGCUUCCAGCCGCUCCCCGCACCUCUCCUGGCCCCCUCGGUUCUCCCAGGUUGUUCCUCAAAGUCAUUCAAGCUGUACUCGCCGAAGGAGCCCCCGAACGGCAACGCCUUCCCCCCCUUCCAUCCCGGCACCAUGCUGGAUCGGGAUGUGGGCCCAACUCCCAUGUACCCGCCUACAUACCUGGAGCCUGGGAUUGGGAGGCACACACCAUAUGGCAACCAAACUGACUACAGAAUAUUCGAGCUUAACAAGCGGCUUCAGAACUGGACAGAGGAGUGUGACAAUCUCUGGUGGGAUGCUUUCACAACUGAGUUCUUUGAGGAUGAUGCCAUGUUGACCAUCACUUUCUGCCUGGAGGAUGGACCAAAGAGAUACACCAUUGGCCGGACCCUGAUCCCACGCUACUUCCGCAGCAUCUUUGAGGGCGGUGCUACGGAGCUGUACUAUGUGCUGAAGCACCCCAAGGAGGCAUUCCACAGCAACUUCGUGUCCCUCGACUGUGAUCAGGGCAGCAUGGUGACCCAGCAUGGCAAACCCAUGUUUACCCAGGUGUGUGUGGAAGGCCGGUUAUACCUGGAGUUCAUGUUUGAUGACAUGAUGCGGAUAAAGACGUGGCACUUCAGCAUCCGGCAGCACCGAGAGCUCAUCCCCCGCAGCAUCCUUGCCAUGCACGCCCAGGACCCCCAGAUGUUGGAUCAGCUCUCUAAAAACAUCACUCGGUGUGGGCUGUCCAAUUCCACUCUCAACUACCUCCGACUCUGUGUGAUACUCGAGCCCAUGCAGGAGCUCAUGUCCCGCCACAAGACCUACAGCCUCAGCCCCCGCGACUGCCUCAAGACCUGCCUUUUCCAGAAGUGGCAGCGCAUGGUAGCACCCCCCGCGGAGCCCGCACGGCAGCAGCCCAGCAAACGGCGGAAACGGAAGAUGUCAGGGGGCAGCACCAUGAGCUCGGGGGGUGGCAACACCAACAACAGCAACAGCAAGAAGAAGAGCCCAGCCAGCACCUUCGCCCUCUCCAGCCAGGUACCUGAUGUGAUGGUGGUGGGGGAGCCCACCCUGAUGGGCGGGGAGUUCGGGGACGAGGACGAGAGGCUCAUCACCCGGCUGGAGAACACCCAGUUUGACGCGGCCAACGGCAUUGACGACGAGGACAGCUUUAACAACUCCCCUGCACUGGGCGCCAACAGCCCCUGGAACAGCAAGCCUCCAUCCAGCCAAGAAAGCAAAUCGGAGAACCCCACAUCACAGGCCUCCCAGUAAAGGCCCUGCCAUGGCCACCCAGCACUCUGCCUGCCUGCCCCACCCCUUGCAGCCCCAGGGAGCGGAAGACAGAUGAGGAGACUGAGCAUCUAAACGGGCAGCCUCCGUUACCCAUUCAGGGAGGAACUGGACUCGCUGGGGGCAGGUGCCCAGAUUUGUCCCCCAGUGGCCCUGGGCUGGGCCUGGCUUCUGCAGAGCCUUGGGGGAAAGGGGGGACUUGUGGAUGCCUGUGUGGACCCUGGGCCUCUGAGAAAUGCCCUGUUGACCCCCCAGGGCAUUUGCUUCCAUCCUCAUUCAGGCUCUGGGUUCCCCAUCCCCCUGACUUCACCCCCUUCAAGCCUGGGGUUGUCUGUACCCACAGCCCUUAAGGACUUAACUUCUCGGGGCUUGGCUGAAUGCCCCUCCCUCUAAGUGGCUGGCAGAGGGGUCAAACUCUGGCCCCCUCCCUCUGCCACUCAUCUCAGCUCCAAGUUUUUUAAAAAAAUAAUAUUAUUAAAAAUGUAAGUUUAAAAAAAGUCAUUCAUGUCCCCCCUCUUCCCCCUAUUAAAAGUCUGGCAACCUCCUUAUUCCUGGCAGGUGGAGGGCCUAGGGCCCAGGUCGGGGCGAGAAUGGGGGUAGGGCGGUACCAUUUUACACAGUUUGAGAGCUUCAGACCAAGGAGACACUUUGCCAUCUCUCUUCCCUUUUCCCUGGGGGUGACUGGAGGUGGAGAAGGCAUGCCAUGGGUGGGGGAGGCCAUUAUAGCACAUCCUUCUGACA